Hibiscus syriacus is the source of this 1867-nucleotide messenger RNA. RefSeq names its product plastidic glucose transporter 4-like. The record is from RefSeq and is a predicted model, not a curated record. Lineage: Eukaryota; Viridiplantae; Streptophyta; Magnoliopsida; Malvales; Malvaceae. The coding region runs from base 48 to 1700 and encodes 550 amino acids. Gene Ontology annotation, cellular component: membrane. Gene Ontology annotation, biological process: transmembrane transport; carbohydrate transport. The transcript has 14 exons. Gene Ontology annotation, molecular function: carbohydrate:proton symporter activity.
UUGGCGGUUGGACAGUCUUUUUCAUUUGGUGAAUUAGCUAAUUCAGAAUGCAGGCGUCGACGCAUUUAUUAAAAGGAAAUUUAGAGUUUGAGAUUUCAAAACGGAGAGAUUUACAUUGUUUUGGUGAAGUUAAGGAACGGAAGUCGACUUUGAAUCCUAAUCUUUGCAUCCGAAGGGGUUCCAUUUGUAGUGAUUUACGUUCUGGUGCCGUUUCAAUGGGAGCUGAGCUCGCACGUGCCAGAGAUAGUAUUGAAUCCGUCGUUCAAUCUUCGAUCAAAUCUCGAUCUGUCAAAGCUCAGGCUUCUGGUGAUCUUGAGGAUUUGGCACCAAUCAACCCUCGGAAGAAAUCUGCUGGAUCGGUUUUACCAUUUUUCGGUGUUGCUUGCUUGGGAGCUAUAUUGUUUGGUUACCAUCUAGGGGUGGUAAAUGGUGCUCUUGAUUAUCUAUCUAAGGAUCUGGGAAUUUCUCAAAAUGCUGUCGUACAAGGAUGGGUUGUCAGCACACUCCUUGCUGCUGCUGCAGUGGGUUCUUUUACUGGAGGAGCAAUGGCAGAUAAGUUUGGCCGAACACGAACUUUCCAAUUAGAUGCUAUUCCACUAAUCAUCGGAGCAGUUCUUACUACUAUAGCGCCUAACUUCCAGACUAUGAUAAUUGGCCGCUUACUGGCUGGCAUCGGUAUUGGUAUAACAUCUGCUAUUGUACCUCUUUACAUAUCUGAGAUCUCACCGACGGAAAUCCGUGGUGCACUUGGAUCUGUAAACCAACUUUUCAUAUGUAUUGGGAUUCUUGCAGCAUUGGUGGCUGGAUUACCUUUAUCAGGAAACCCAAUAUGGUGGAGGGCAAUGUUUGGCCUUGCUGUUGUCCCUUCAAUUUUAUUGGCAGUAGGAAUGACAUAUUCCCCUGAAAGUCCUCGGUGGCUUUUUCAGCAAGGGAAAAUUUCUGAAGCUGAAAAAUCUACAAGAACACUAUAUGAAAAGGAAAGAGUUACUGAGGUUAUGUAUGAGCUAAGUAAUGCAGGUCAGGGUUCUACAGAACCAGAAGCAGGAUGGUUUGAUCUAUUCAGCUGCCGAUACAGGAAAGUUGUGAGUGUUGGUGCUGCACUUUUCUUGUUCCAACAGUUUGCCGGAAUAAAUGCCGUGGUGUAUUAUUCUACAGCUGUCUUUCGUAGUGCUGGAAUUGCAUCUGAUGUUGCUGCUAGUGCUCUUGUUGGUGCAUCAAAUGUCUUUGGCACAGUUAUUGCAUCCUCUCUGAUGGACAGACAAGGAAGGAAAAGUCUUCUAAUCACAAGCUUUGCCGGAAUGGGUGCAUCAAUGUUGCUGUUGUCAUUGUCAUUCACUUGGAAGGUUCUGACCCCCUACUCUGGAACGCUAGCCGUUGUUGGGACUGUUCUCUACGUCUUAUCGUUUUCGCUUGGUGCCGGUCCGGUGCCUGCUCUUUUGCUUCCCGAAAUAUUUGCUUCCAGAAUCAGAGCAAAAGCAGUGGCUUUAUCGCUUGGCAUGCAUUGGAUAUCGAACUUCGUCAUCGGCCUGUAUUUCCUGAGUGUUGUGGACAAGUUCGGAAUCGGUGCAGCAUAUACAGUAUUCGCCGCUGUCUGUCUUCUUGCUGUCUUGUACAUAGCUGGUGCUGUCGUCGAAACCAAGGGGCGGUCAUUGGGAGAAAUUGAGCUUGCUCUUAAUCCUUCAGGACUUUCUUCAUCCUGAAAGUAAUCAGCAUGUGUUCUAGCACUUGGUAUAAACCGUCUGAGGUUUUCAAACAGGAUUCUAUAGUUUGGUCUUGCACUAAUAAGAAUAUGCGAGCUUAUGGUUUUGUUUACAAAAGAGGUCAAGGAUCAUAAACCUGUCGGAUGUUACCUCAGAAGGUAGAUUAU